Messenger RNA from Equus quagga, 2335 nucleotides. It is a transcript of the gene SLC25A35, whose product is annotated as solute carrier family 25 member 35. The coding region runs from base 1008 to 1910 and encodes 300 amino acids. The record is from RefSeq and is a predicted model, not a curated record. The transcript has 6 exons. NCBI's taxonomy places the organism in Eukaryota, Metazoa, Chordata, Mammalia, Perissodactyla, Equidae.
AACCCUGGGCCGCCAAAGUUAACCACAAAUUUAACCAUAAGGCCACGGAGCAGGCCCCUACCAUCCCCAUUUUACAGAGGAGCCUCUGAGACGUUAAGUAACUUGCCCAAGGCUGUCCAGCUGGUAAGCAGGAAGACCCAUCUGGAGCUCAAAAAGCACCGAGUCUAAGUCUGGUGGCUGCCUCACACACAGUGAUAAACCCUCGGCUCCCCGGGCACCUCUCCCAGAGCUCCGAGCGCAAGGCACCGGCCCGGACGCCGGGAGGCGGAGAGUUAAUUCCAACCGCCUCUCAGCGGAUUCCGAAGACCUGGUCGUCGAGAGCACCUCCCAUUGGCCGUGGAGCCGGCUUAGCGCUGAUUGGCCGAGGCUCUCGGCUACGGCUCUCCAAGGCUCCCCAUUGGCCGCCGCGCUCCAGUGACUAGAGCGUGCCGGCCCGGCCUCCGCGGCUGCCCGGGCGAAGCUGCGGCGAGCUGCGACAGCAGCCUGAAGACGCGUGUCCCUGGAGGGAGUCCCGACUUCCUUCCCAAAUCCAGAUCUCGUUGCUGUCCCGGGGACGCCACUGGAUCUUCGCCUGGAUCCUUUUCUCCUUAACCUGAUUGUUUUCUUUUUCCUUCCUCCCGGUCUCGCGUCUCCCAACUCGGCGUUUCCCUCCCCUACUCCCGCCAACCCGUAGCCCGCCAUCCUCAGCAUCCCACCUGCCGUCCUCCUGGCUUCUACCUCUCCUAGACCUCAAAUCCCUUGACCAACAGGGUCCUGUCAUAACCUUCUCGCCAGACUCUCCUAAACUUCUCUUUCUUUUCUCUUUGCUAGCUUGUGUCUUCCAAAUUCCAGCUAACCCUUGACCCCUUUAAGUUUGACCCUUACACUCUUGUCUCCAGACCUCUAAAUUCCUACCUCCUGCAGUUGGACUGCUGAAACUGAGGUCUUCGCCUGAUUUCUUACCUCAUUUCUGAAGCUCAUUUUGACUUUCUUACUCCUGGGCCAGUUCCUGCUACUGCUACCCCACCAUGGACUUCUUGAUGAGCGGCCUGGCAGCCUGCGGGGCCUGCUUGUUCACCAACCCCCUGGAGGUGGUGAAGACCAGGAUGCAGUUGCAGGGAGAACUGCAGGCCCCCGGCAGCUACCAGCGGCACUACCGAAACGUCUUCCAUGCCUUCAUCACCAUCGGCAAGGUGGACGGCCUGGCUGCCCUGCAGAAGGGCCUGGCCCCUGCCCUCUUAUACCAGUUCCUGAUGAAUGGCAUCCGGCUGGGCACCUACGGGCUGAUUGAGGCUGGGGGCUACCUGCGCACGGCUGAAGGUGGCCUCAGCCCUGCCCGCAGCGCAGCAGCUGGGGCCCUGGCUGGGGUCAUGGGAGCCUACUUGGGGAGCCCCAUCUACAUGGUGAAGACUCACCUACAGGCACAGGCAGCCUCAGAAAUCGCCGUAGGACACCAGUAUAAGCAUCAGGGCAUGUUUCAAGCACUGACCGAGAUCGGCCAGAAACAUGGUCUGGUGGGGUUGUGGCGUGGGGCCCUGGGAAGUGUGCCCCGAGUUACCGUCGGUUCCUCCACCCAGCUGUGCACCUUCUCAUCCACCAAGGACCUCAUGACCAAGUGGGAGAUAUUUCCUCCCCAGAGCUGGAAGGUGGCUCUGGCGGCCGCCAUGGUGAGUGGCAUUGCAGUGGUCCUGGCCAUGACACCCUUUGAUGUGGCCAGCACAAGGCUCUACAACCAGCCCACAGACGCUCAGGGCAAGGGCCUCAUGUACCGGGGGAUUCUGGACGCGCUGCUGCAGACGGCUCGGACAGAGGGCAUUUUUGGCAUGUACAAGGGUAUAGGUGCCUCCUAUUUCCGUCUUGGCCCCCACACCAUCCUCUCCCUCUUCUUCUGGGACCAGCUGCGCACCCUCUACUACACACACACCAAAUAACAGUCAUCCUUCCACAUUCCACCAAAUUGGCACUCCUGGGACACUUCUGCCUUCAUUACUAUGUCCUGGUGACUUCUGACCAGAAGACCUUUCAUCCAUCCGAGGGGACAGCCAAACCCACUCCCCAUCUGUCUUCUCAGGGUGAAUCACUCAAGGGAUAGUUUCCCUCCCUUCCUUGGGUGUUGCUUUAAACGUUCCCUACCUAGCCCUCUGUACACGUCACACCCCUCUCUCAGGGCUGAACCAGUCACUCCAAAGUGUAUUUCUUCUCUUUCCCCACUGCCAGCCUUGGGGCCCUUCUGAACCCAUGCACAACUUUGAACUCUCUCCUCUGAGACCAAAGGGAAUUGGGGUGACCCAGGUGUCAUGUUAGAUUCAAAGGCACAAAGAUUAUAUUGGUUAUAAAGCAAGUUUAUUUCUGCAGA